AUGAGGCUGCGCCAUGUCGCCGUUGCCGCGCGCGGCGCAGCCGCCUUCCUCAUUGCCGGGGGCGACGAGUCCGACCUGGCGCCCGCGAUGGAGACCUACGCGCCGAAGAGCUGCAAGUUCAACCUACUGCCCAGCUCGCUAAGGCCCCGAGCCUACACCGCCGUCGCUGGCGAGGCGCGGAUCCACGGCGUCUUCGGCGCGCCGCCCACCGUCGAGAGGCACGCCGCGCAGCUGGACCUGCCGACCCCGGGGCUGCUCACCGCGCAGGCGGAGGUCGGGAGCUCCAACGGGCGGGUGCUCUUCGGCGAGAACCUCCCGGUCGCUGGCGGCGAGGAGACGAAGGCCUUCCUGCGCGGUCAGGUCGGAGACAAGGAGAUGGAGAUCGCGCUGCUGUUCGAGCUCCUAUCGGCGGAGGUCGGGGUCUCUCAGGUCGACGCGCUGAUCGCGGAGACCACUUGCUGGCCCGCGCGCGUGGAUCUGACCUUCAUCCCGCUGCCCCGGGCGCCGCUGCACUGGCCGCUGUCGCGCCCGCAGCAGAACAGCAUGCCGCCGCCAAUAGCGCCAGGCUUCGGCGGCGGCCAGGUUCUGACGCCCCCCGACAAGGGGCUCGAGCUGACGCCCUGGGGCGACUUCGACCGCUCCAUCUGGAGCGCCACCGUCGAGGCGCCGCCGAGAAUACACCGCUUCGCCCGCUUCUACGCCCGGGCGACCUACCAUUUUGCCAGCGGCCCCCUGCAGCUCGCCCUCGAGCUCUAUGACCUGGAGGACACGCCAGACGGCGCCGCCCUGGGCCCGAAGUGCGCCCUGGGCUGCCUGGGCGGCGCGCCGGCGUUCAACGGGCAGGUCGUCGACCGCGCCGUGCCCGCCGGCUUCCGCUACAGGCUGCGGCCCCUAGCGGCAAGCAUGCCCGAGUGGACCGCCGCGGUGCCCGAGAGGGGCCGCCGCUGCACCGAGUUCGACUACCGCUCGAUCGCCUUCGAGAGCCGCGUCGCCCCCUUCGAGGUCGGCCCCUCGGCGCGGCUCUGCGAGCACUCGCGGCUGCCCGGCAGGGCUGUGCAGUCGCCGCGCAUCAGCGCGGACAAGUUGGCCGACAAUGGCGAGGUCGUUUCCUGCCGCGGCAUCUGGGUCGCUAACGUGGAGCACGAGGUCAUCCUUGAGGUGGCUGAGGCGUGUAUUUCCCGGGCCACCACCCACCAUUUGGAUGGCAUGGCGCUGCGGCCCGUCGCCCACCCCGUCGACGAGGCGAUGGGCGAGUUCACGGGCGCCCCCCGCCGUCUCUGA
This is a messenger RNA of Prorocentrum cordatum, 1281 nucleotides long. Lineage: Eukaryota; Dinophyceae; Prorocentrales; Prorocentraceae. The record is from the annotation of a GenBank genome assembly.